CCGGCCCAUGGAGAAGCUGCCUGAACAGACGUCCCCGGAAUCCCCGUGUCCGUCCCUCGAGCAGGAGCCUCGAAAGAGCAAGGAUGGUGAGACCUGGACUGAGGAUCAAUUAAUUAUAAAGGAGAAAACUCUUGAAGUAGGGACACAGCCACACGAAGGAGAUGAAUGUGAACAAAACAAACAUGCGGGACCCUAUGGGUAUGGACAGAACUUUGGUCAUAUCUCAGACUUUAUCCGACAGACACACAUUCUUAUGGAAGAGAAAUCUCAAAUGUGCAACGUUUGUGGCAAGCUAUUCAGACGGAACACAUACCGUAUUCAGCAUGAAAAAAUCCACACGCAAGAGAAGCCUUAUGAGUGUCAUGAAUGUGGAAAAGCCUUUGGCCAUAGUUCAAAUCUCAUUCAGCAUCAAAGAAUUCACACCGAGGAGAAACCCUAUGAAUGCGGUGAGUGUGGGAAGGCCUUCCGGCGCAGCUCACACCUCAUCCAGCAUCAGAUCAUCCACACGGGGGAGAUGCCUUACAUGUGUAAUGAGUGCGGAAAAGCUUUUGGUCGGAGCUCAAGUCUCCUUCGACAUCAGAGAAUCCACACUAGGGAGAAGCCCUAUGAAUGUACCGAAUGUGGGAAGGCCUUCAGUCAGAGCUCAAAUCUAACAGAACAUCAGCGAGUUCACACCAGAGAGAGACCAUAUGAAUGCAGCGACUGUGGGAAAGCUUACAGUCGUAACUCACACCUCAUCGAACAUCAGAGAGUCCAUACAGGGGAGACUCCUUAUGACUGUAAUGAGUGUGGGAAAUCUUUCAGUAGGAGUUCACUCCUUAUCAAACAUCAUAGAAUUCACACUGGAGAAAGACCCUAUGAGUGUAGUGAAUGUGGGAAGGCCUUUAGUCGGAACUCCCACCUUAUUCAGCACCAGAAGACUCACAGUGGGGUAAAACCUUCUGAAUGUAAAGAAUGUGGGAAAACCUUCAAGUACAGUUCAUACCUUAUUGAUCACCUGGGAAUCCAUUCACGAGAGAAACUGUGAAUGAAGUGAAGGUGGUAAAGCCUUUGGUUGGAGUUCAGCUCUUAGCGAACAUCAGAGAACUCGCGCUGGGGAGAAAACCUUUGGCUGUAGUGAGUGCAGACGGCCUUCAGUCCUAGCUCAACUCUUACUAAGACCUGAAAAUCCACAUAGUGGACAGAUCUCAUGGAUGUAUUCAGUGCAUGAGUACCUUUAGACAGAGUUCCCGGCUUACUCAGCAUUAGCCAGUUUGCUUUGGGAGAAUCAUGGGUAUGGGGAGAGCCUUGCUAUGUGUCGGAGAGGGGCAUGAAAGGGGCGUCAUGUGACACUACAGAAGGAAUGACUAAAGUGGAAGCUUAAGUUA
Molecule: messenger RNA, 1367 nt
Organism: Eubalaena glacialis (North Atlantic right whale)
Lineage: Eukaryota; Metazoa; Chordata; Mammalia; Artiodactyla; Balaenidae
Product: zinc finger protein 239-like
Exons: 2
Coding region: 8-1027 (339 amino acids)
Biological process (GO): regulation of cytokine production; negative regulation of transcription by RNA polymerase II; regulation of immune system process
Source: RefSeq, a predicted model, not a curated record